Tympanuchus pallidicinctus (lesser prairie-chicken) is the source of this 2945-nucleotide messenger RNA. RefSeq names its product sestrin 2 (gene SESN2). NCBI's taxonomy places the organism in Eukaryota, Metazoa, Chordata, Aves, Galliformes, Phasianidae. The transcript is spliced from 9 exons. The coding region runs from base 98 to 1612 and encodes 504 amino acids. Gene Ontology annotation, molecular function: L-leucine binding; oxidoreductase activity, acting on peroxide as acceptor. Gene Ontology annotation, biological process: negative regulation of TORC1 signaling; cellular response to leucine starvation; positive regulation of macroautophagy. The record is from RefSeq and is a predicted model, not a curated record. Gene Ontology annotation, cellular component: nucleus.
UGUGUAGCAGUGGGGAGUGCUGUGCACUGUGCCCUGCUCCCACCCCAAAGCUGGGGAUCCCUACAGCCCUAUUGCAGCGCUGGGUGCCGGCACACAGAUGGUUCCUCCUCGGGCAGAGAUAGGGCUGUGCUUUCGUCACCGUGCCGGGGGGGGGUGGGGAGCGUCGGCUCCUCCCCACCGCAUAAACAACCCGGUGCUGAGCAGGCUGUGUGGGGCUGCCAUGGGGUCCCCCGAACCCGGCUCACCCCAUGGGGAUGGGGGCUCAGGCGGUGGGAACGGCCGGAGGUGUCCUUUCAGGGCAGCAGGAGGGCGGCUGGGCGCAGCCUUUGGGAUCCUGCAGGAGGGCAUUGAGAGCAGUCGGCGGCAGCUGCUGAUCGAAGCCUUCGUCUCUGCCGGCCGCGUGGACAACAUCACGAUGGUGAUGGGGCUGCACCCCCAGUACCUGAGCAGCUUCUGGAAGACUCAGUACCUCCUGCUGCGCAUGGACGGACCCCUCCCCUACCACAAACGUCACUACAUCGCCAUCAUGGCAGCAGCCCGGCAUCAGUGCACCUACCUGGUGGGGCUGCACAUGGGGGAGUUCCUGCAGGCGGGGGGCAACCCGGCGUGGCUGCAGGGGCUGCACUGCGCCCCCCAGAAGCUCAGGAACCUGAACGAGAUCAACAAGCUGCUGGCACAUCGACCCUGGCUCAUCACCAAGGAGCACAUCGAGGCGCUGCUGAAGACAGGGGAGCACAGCUGGUCGCUGGCAGAGCUGGUGCAGGCGCUGGUGCUGCUCACCCAUUACCACUCUCUUGCCUCCUUCGUCUUCGGCUGUGGCAUCAACCCCGAGGCAGGGCAGGAUGGGGGGCACGGCUGCAGACCCCCUUCACCCCACAGUGACAGCAGCCCCACAGCUGAGGACAGCACGGGGUGCUCGGGGGGCAGGGAUGCCGUGCGUGAGGUGGAGGCGCUGAUGGAGAGGAUGCAGCUGCUGCGGGACAGCCAGAGGGAGGAGGAAGGCGUCACGCAGGAGGAGAUGGCCACGCGCUUCGAGAUGGAGAAGACGGAGAGUUUGCUGGUGGCCCCAUCGGAUGUCACGGAGCAUGCCCUGCAGUCCGGCGUGCUGUGCUUCGUGGAGGACCCCGAGUUUGGCUACAAGGACUUCACGCGGCGCGGCGAGCAGGCGCCCCCCACCUUCCGUGCUCAGGAUUACACCUGGGAGGACCACGGCUUCUCCCUCAUCAACCGGCUGUACCCCGACGUGGGGCAGCUGCUGGACGAGAAGUUCCAGGUCGUUUACAACCUGACCUACAACACCAUCGCCAUGCACUGCGGCGUCGACACCUCCAUGCUGCGCCGCGCCAUCUGGAAUUACGUGCACUGCGUCUUCGGCAUCCGCUAUGAUGACUAUGACUACGGAGAGGUGAACCAGCUGCUGGAGCGCAGCCUGAAGGUGUACAUCAAAACAGUGGCUUGCUACCCUGAAAAGACCACCAAGAGGAUGUAUGCACAGUUCUGGAGGCACUUCAAGCACUCAGAAAAGGUCCACGUCAACCUGCUGUUGCUGGAGGCCCGGCUGCAGGCUGCCCUGCUGUAUGCCCUGCGUGCUGUCACACGCUACAUGACCUGACAGCUCCCCAAUCCCCCCCCCAGUCCUCCUCCUCCUGCUUGGGGGGGGGGGGCUGGGACCUGGGGGGAGCUGACACUGUGAGGACUGUGUUGGGAUGUUGCCUCCUGCCUUAUGGAUGUAGAGAUAAGGGGGGGAAUGGGGUACUUGUGCCCCUUAUGCUGGGAUAGGGGGGGUCUCUGAGUGGGUCCCCUCACCCCCCCCGUGUCCUGGUGGGGUGGGUGGAAGUGGGGCUGCUGUGUGCCUUGUUUGGGGGGAGCCCCGUGGAGCUGAGCCCCUUUUCCUGGAGCAACUUUAGCAAUGAUGCUGCUGUGCCCCCCUCCUGGCCUCAUCCUGACCCUCAGGUACGUCCCCCUGCAGGUGGACUGGAGGGGGCUGAAGGCACAGACGUGUCGUGUUGGUGUCCCCCCCUCAUCCCAGGGUUCAGCCUGAGCCCCCUGCAAUUGGGGACUGGAAGUGCCUUAAACCUGGGCCCUGGGUAGGGGUUGGGGUGGGGGCUGCAGCACCUGCAGUGCCUUUUUUUCACCCCCUGCCUGCUCUGUGCCACUGCAAUGGGGAACUGGGGGGGUGUCUGUGUUGCAUCCACCCAUCCUGUGCCAUCUCUCCCUGCCUGCUGUUGGGGUGAGGCUUCGCUCCCUCCUUCUGCAUCUCCAUACCCCCAUUGCCCACCUCCCCCUGAGCACCCCAUAGCAGUUGGGGCCCAUUGGGUGCCCCCUCGCCCCAGUGCAAAACUCCCCCCAUGCCAUGCAUGGUGCUCUUGGCUCUGCUGCAGCAGUGCUCCCUCAGCUCUGCUCUCCUGCCUGUAUUGAGGACAAGGGGGGUUGCUGCCCCCCCCCCGCCCCACAUCCUUUUGGGGCAGUGGGGCUCAGUGCCAAGAGAAGGGCAGCACUUCUCCUUUCCCUGCCCAUCACUCCAAAGCGUGUCAAUGUGGGGGGGGGGCUGUUGGGAAGGGGGCUCAGCUCAGCUGCCCUCCUCCUGCAGCACGAGGGACCCCCCCCCAGUGCCCCUCAUCCCCCGCUGCACUUCAUUGCACAGCACACUGCUGGGGGGGGGGUUCCCUUGGAGCACUGCUGGGCUGGGAUAUGGGGUACCCCUGCCCUCCCCCCACCCCCCAUGUGCCUUUUCCCCUCAGUGCGGGUCACUGGGGGAGCCAUGGGGAGCCCCCCCUUCCCCCCAUGCUGCAGCACCACCCUGGGUUUGUCUCUGCUGCACCACAGCUCCACUUUAACUUAUUUCUGGUUGUUGAGUGUUUGUGCUCCUACGUGGGCCCGGAACCAACACUGGGGCUUCACUACGGAUCUCAUCUGAAAAAAGAAAUAAAUUUUUUUUUAUUAUU